This is a messenger RNA of Oreochromis aureus, 1496 nucleotides long. RefSeq names its product protein AMBP-like. Gene Ontology annotation, cellular component: cell surface; plasma membrane. Lineage: Eukaryota; Metazoa; Chordata; Actinopteri; Cichliformes; Cichlidae. The record is from RefSeq and is a predicted model, not a curated record. Gene Ontology annotation, molecular function: serine-type endopeptidase inhibitor activity. The coding region runs from base 223 to 861 and encodes 212 amino acids. The transcript is spliced from 7 exons.
CAAAGGACACACAGUGACAUGCACACACCUCUGUGCACAGACACACUGAUCGUCAGAACUUUGCUCUUUAAGUUGUGUCUGUUCUUGCUUUUCUUGGUCGUGUCUUGAGAGGGGAUUCACAAAAGCCACAUACGCAGGGUGUCCGUUUGACCCAGAAAGGCAGCAGACAAAAGUUUCUGGGAGGUGACAGAAAGAGACAGGUUGGACAGGCAGGCUAACAAAAUGCAGGGAGCAGUCAGGCCUGUGUCUGUACUGGUCAUGGGGUGGGCCCUCGUGACCUUCCAGGUAUCUCCUGUGGAGCCACAAAAUCUUACCCUGACCCAGGAGAACUUUGAUUUGGAGCAGUUUAUGGGAAAGUGGUAUGAGGUGGCAGUGGUGUCUACCUGCCCUCAUUAUAUGCAGCGUAAGAGGGGAAACCCUGUCAUUGUUGCGCUUGAGCUGAAACAUGUUGCAUCUGAGGAGAACUUCACCAUGACAGCCACCACUUUCAGGAACAGCUUGUGUACGGAGACUUCAACAGAUUACAGUUUGACGGACACUCCAGGGCGAUUCUUCUACCACACUGCAAGGCUCGGGGCCGAUGUUGAUGCCUUUGUGGUUCAUACCAACUAUGAUGAAUAUGCUGUGAUGCUUCUGCUGAGCACAGAGAAACCAUCAGGAAAUAAAACCACCAUAGCCAAACUUUACAGUCGGACUGUGGAAGCAGGGCCCGCUGUGCUGGAUCACUUUAAAACACUGGUCAGAGAGCAUGGAAUGAGAGACGAUGCUGUCAUCAUGAAUCAGGACAAAGGUGAGUGUGUUCCAGGUGAAAAGAUGACAGAGACACCUACUCAGGUUUUUGUUCCAAAAAGGGUUAAAUAGAAACAUGGUUCCACGUGGGACACAUCCCCAAGAAGAGUUCACUGUUACCAUCUGACCCUAUCCUUACCAUCCUCCUCUGUCAGAUAAAUCCUCUGCAUGUCCUCCUUCACUACAUCCAUGAAUCUCCUCUUUCCCUCCUGCCUGGCAGCUACAUGUUCAACAUCCUUUGCCAAGUACAUCCACUAUACUUUCUUUGCUUAUAUGUAAACCGUCUCAGCCUUACUGCUCUAACUUUAUUUCUGAACUGCUCUACUUGAGCUGUCCCUCUGUGGUACACGUUUCUAAUCCUGUCUAUUUUGGUCAAUCCCAAUAAAAACCUGAGCAUCUUCAGCUCUACCACCUUGAGCUUGAGCUCAACCUCGAGGUGGCAGACCUCGAGGUCUUUUUGUCAGUGCCACUGUCUCCAAACCAAACAUCAUACCGGGUCUCACUACCAGCGUUUAAACCUUCCUUUUACUCUUGCUGCUAUCCAUCUGUCACAAAUCACCCACUCGACUUUGCCUCCACUCUGUUCUUCCCCUCUCUUGUUAACUGUUGAUAUAAAUAAAAAUAUAUAAAUGUAAAUGCAAUAAGGAUGUUGUGUUUCUGUCCAAUUUGAGCAUUUUAAUAAAUAUGUAUUUACUACAGGAUCAAGU